AUGGCUUCCAAUAGCCGCAACCCGAGCAAACCCCCUUCUCCUGAGCCUAUACCCCUGCAAGACCUUUCACGGCCUCCUGACAGUCAGCAAUCGGGUUCUGGCGACACCGGUUUGAGCUAUGGUGUCGGGAGGUCGCGAUCUUUGUUACGGGGAACAACAAAUUUGGGAGCUGAGAUUGGGAGGAGGAUCUCAUUGCAUAGGCAUAGGGGGAGUUAUGAUAGAGUGCCGGAGGAGAGAUUGCCGCCAAGGCUGGAGGUUCCCGAUUUACAGCUUCCUCAAUACGACGAUGGGGAAAUGGAGGAGCCAAAUGUUGUUGAGUUUGCAGAAGGAUUUGUGGAUGCUUCGGGAGAGCGAAGGGGUGGGAGGAGUGGUAGCUGGUUACCCCCUCGGAACCUGGAGCGAACGAUAUCGCCAUGGGCUGUAUCGGACGACGAUGAGCCUCCACCAGUUCGCCCAUAUUACGGCGUUGGCGACGAUGAUACCGCUAGACUGACAGACCCGAGCAAUGUGCAACCGAUGAGUAGAUCCGAUUCGAGUCUUGGGCAUAGGAGGCAGCAAUCGAGUCGAUCAAUGAGGUUUGGACCUGGACCCUCAUUGGGCGAUGAUUUACUUUCCGCUGAAGAGGGUAUGAACUCGGGUGUGAGCAAAAUGAAGGGGGGGACACGCUCAAGGUCUGGGUCUGUUGCUGGCGGAACUCCAUCCAGGUCUGGAUCGUUGUCGAAAAGCCGAUCCUUGUCACCUGGAGCAUCCCCGGUGAGGCGGGUUUCUGUCGCUGUCCAGAAUAUGUCGCAGCGAGUAGUUGGUCUUAGCAAUGAUCCGGAAGCUGUCAUCCAGGGCCUACGUCGAAGGAGUUCUUCAAAAUCCCAUGCCGAUGGACCAGUCCGCCCUAAUAUACCUGCCAUCCAAAUCCACCCUCAAGAUGACAUUGACACCUCCGAUGCUGAGGAAAAGCCCACCACCCCUCUUAGAAGGCCAGCACCUAGCCCAGGCGGGGGCCCAUGGCGUGUUAAUUCCAAUCCGCUGAGGGGAAAUACCUUGCGGAUUUUUUCUCCGUCUAAUCCUUUGCGACUUUUCUUAUGUGAUGUUCUAGUUCACCCUGCUACCGAACCGUUAAUUCUGCUUUUAAUAUUAAUACAAACCAUUCUCCUCGCUAUUGACGCCGCACCCAGUAUUUAUGAAGAUCCUCGAUCUAAGAGUUGGGGAACUUCAAACAUCGACUAUGCUUUACUUGUGCUUUUUAGUAUUUAUACGGUUGAAAUUAUCGCUCGAUGCAUUGUUUCGGGGGUGUUCCUAAAUCCUCGGGCAGAAAACGAUCCGAAGGGGAGAGGCGAACUUCGCCGCCGGGUAAUGGAGGGCACUCACAAGCUGCUAUCACCUAGGAGGAAACCGUCUGUCAGGGCCCCAUCGCCAUCACGCCUUGAACAACCUCCGUCCCUUCUGCGGUCACUCACGAGUAACUUACAACUCGCCGAUCGCGCUAUUCCAGUAGAUGGUCAGUGCCAAGUCCGGCUUCGAAUGGCACGGCGUGCAUUUCUGCGUCACUCUUUCAAUCGUUUGGAUUUUGUUGCCGUUGUUUCAUACUGGAUUUCGUUAUGGCUCUGUAUAACUGGAGUAGAGGCGGAACGACAUUUGUAUGUCUUUCGAAUGAUGAGUUGCCUUCGUAUUCUUAGGCUGUUGGGGAUCACUAGUGGUACUUCUGUGAUUCUAAGGAGUUUAAAGAAGGCUGCACCUCUGCUUGUCAACGUGGCAUUGCUUAUCGGGUUCUUCUGGCUUAUAUUCGCUAUUAUUGGAGUUCAGAGCUUCAAGAGUUCUUUUCGGAGAAGUUGUGUAUGGGUUGAUCCGGAGGGAGUUCAAAGAAACUUUACGCAAGAAUUCCAAUUUUGUGGAGGGCACCGAAAUAGGCUCACUGGGCUGGAGGAACCUUACGUCUAUGAAGACGGCACACCCGGGACGAGGUUCCCAAAAGGAUAUAUAUGCCCUGCCAAUUCAUUCUGUGUUUCCAGUAACAAUCCAUAUGGAGGAACAGUCAGCUUUGACAACAUUGCCCAGUCAUUGGAAUUGGUUUUCGUGGUCAUGACUGCGAAUACCUUUUCAAACUUGCUCUAUUAUAUGGCCGAUAGCGACUACUUGACGUCUGCUUUAUGUGAGUCCCUCAAUAUCCUGUAUACUAACCUGAACGUGGUACUGAUAUUAAUCGCUGUCAUUACAUCAUCCUUCCAAGUUAUUCGUGAGGAGUCAAGGAAGAGUGCCUUCGCUGCUGAAGAAGAUACCUCGUCCAAAGUGGAUGAGGAGGAACUUGUUCGAAAACCUAAUCCCUUGAAAAAUGUGUACGAUCGGACAUUUUAUGUAUGGGUCACGGUUAUCUCGGUCGGCAUCUUUGCCCAAGCUUUCCGUAGCUCGAAUAUGAGUCGCGGGCGGGAAACCGUUUUAGGCACUGUGGAACUUGGUGUCACUUUAGUGCUAGCACUUGAAAUUCUCCUGAGGUUUAUGGCAGACUGGCGUAACUUUCGCAGGAAAACCCGGAAUCUGGUUGAUCUGGCCUUGGCUCUUAUUACAUGCAUUAUCCAAAUCCCGCCUAUUCACAAAUCUGGGAGGAUCUACGACUGGCUCACGCUCUUUCAAAUCCUUCGAGUGUAUCGUGUUGUUUGGGCUAUCCCUGUCACUCGUAACCUUCUGUCCAAAGUCAUUGGCAAUGUGUCCGGUUUGACCAAUUUGAUCAUCUUCGUCCUGCUCCUCACAUUUUUGUGCGCCAUCUUCGCUGUUCAAAUUGUGCGUGGAGACCUCCCGGAAGAGUACCAGGGUGACACUACUGCAGCUUCAUUUCAUACCAUUUUCAACGCUUUCCUGGGCAUGUAUCAAAUCUUCUCCAGUGAGGAUUGGACGACGAUCCUCUAUAUGGCUACUGAUGUGCAGAGACCCUAUAACGUUGGAUGGAUAACCGCGAUUUUCUUUAUCGGAUGGUUCAUCCUUGGGAACUUCAUUGUGUUGAAUAUGUUUAUUGCUGUCGUCCAAGAGAAUUUUGACGUUACGGAAGACGAGAAACGGAUUUAUCAGGUUAAGACAUUUCUGCAAAACAAGGAUUAUUCAGCCCCAUCACAGGGAAUAUCGCUGUCGAACAUAUUUGGAUUUGGGAAGCAGAAAACCAAAGAGCCCCAUUCCCGACAGGCCGCAUUUGAGAUGUUAACAAAGCAAGCUGUUGUUGAAUCGUUCCUGGACGAGGGGGCGCAACAACCUCGUCAACCAGUUACCAGAGCCCAGCCGCUGCAUGCCGCUGCAGAGGACGCUCGCCGCACCGGGGACGUAAAACAAAGGCCAUGGGAGAGAAUGAAAAAUAGAUUAUUGGGGGUUUUAGGUGAAAAGGAGCCUAAUCCAUUUUACUCAUUCGCUUUAUCACGAUCUAUUGCGGAUCUGACCCCAACAGCCAUGGCACAACAAGUGGUGACGGAGCAGGAACGGCGAAGAAAAGCGCAGCGGGAGUAUUUGAGGAAAUAUCCAAACUACAAUGUCCCGUUACAUAUCUUUAGGUCAUCUAAUCCGAUAAGACGUCUUUGCCAGAGGAUGGUCGGGCCUAGUCGUGCUAGUAUUCGUUAUGAUGGCUUACAGCCUUACACGCCUUUCAGUUAUGCAUUCUCAAUCUUGGUCUACUGCGCUAUCGUUUCUAUGGUGAUCAUAGCCUGCAUAACAACACCUCUAUAUCAGAAAGAGUACUUCGAAAAGCAUGGUAGUUCUUUAAGGAAUUGGUUCACGUUCGCCGAUGCUGGAUUUGUUGCUCUUUUCACAAUUGAGUCUCUCAUAAAAAUUGUUGCCGACGGGUUAAUAUGGACACCAAACGCAUACCUUCGGGGAUCCUGGGGGGUGAUAGAUUGUGUUGUGUUGAUUACCCUCUGGAUUAGUGUCAUCACCUCCUUUAGGAAUCAAGGCGAGAUCUCUCGAGCUGUUGGAGCAUUCAAGGCACUUCGUGCCCUACGAUUACUGAACAUCAGCGGCGCUGCCCAGAACACCUUUCAUUCUGUUGUUAUUCUUGGUGGACGAAAAAUCCUUUCCGCCGCAUUUGUCUCACUCAGUUUGAUUAUCCCGUUUGCCAUCUAUGGGGUAAACUUAUUCUCAGGAUUAUUAGAUACUUGUAAUGACGACUCUGAGGGAAUUGCCAACUUGACAUCCUGCGUUCAUGAAUAUUCCAGCACACCUUACGAUUGGGGGGUUUUGGCACCAAGAGCUGUGGACAAUCCCUACUUUAAUUUCGACAACUUUGGAAGCUCCUUGUUUAUUCUCUUCCAGAUUGUGUCCCAGGAAGGAUGGACGGGUGUCAUGUUCGACGUUCAAGCUAUUGUCGGAAAGGGCCAACAACCUCGGCCGUUUUCUUCGCAGGCCAACUCGAUAUUCUUUCUCGCAUUCAAUCUGCUUGGCGCUGUCUUCGUCUUGACACUUUUUGUCUCUGUGUUUAUGAGAAACUACACGGAACAAACUGGGGUUGCUUACCUGACAUCCGACCAGCGUUCUUGGCUAGAGCUUAGAAAGCUCCUCCGUCAGAUUAGGCCUUCGAGGCGCCCUAAGGAUAGUCCUGAUUUGGACUGGAAGAGUUGGUGCUACAAGAGGGCUACCCAUAAACACGGUUGGUGGCAAAGAACAUACACAGUUGUACUAGUGUUGCAUGCAAUACUCCUACUAUUGGAGCAUCACCCGGCCCCCCCGGCUUUGGAUCGCACAAGAGAUUGGAUCUUCCUGGGGUUCAGUGGUAUCUUUGUUGGGAACUUGGUUGUCCGAGUGAUCGGCUUGACAUGGUCCAAUUUUCUGAAAAGCAGAUGGGAUAUCUAUGCAAUUAUCUCUGUCAAUGGAACCUUUGUCACAACCCUACUGCUCCUUGCUGGAUACCAGGAGAGAACCUUCAUUCAGUUGCAGAAGCUCUUCCUUGUCUCCAUUGUGAUGAUGCUGAUCCCACGAAACGACGACCUUGACCACCUUUUCAAAACUGCUGCAGCGAGUUUGACUGCUAUUGGUAACUUGAUGGCAACUUGGUUUGUGCUUUUUUUGGUCUAUGCCAUUGCUCUCACUCAAACGUUUGGUCUCACGAGGAUUGGGCCCAAUGGGAACGGGAACAUGAAUUUCAGAACGGUACCUAAAGCAUUAAUCUUAUUAUUCAGGAUGACCUGCGGCGAGGGAUGGAACCAGAUCAUGAGCGACUUCGAAGUUAGCCAUCCUAAUUGUGUUUAUGGGGAAAAUUUCUACGAGAGUGACUGCGGCAGUCAAGGGUAUGCGCGUGCGCUGUUCGUGUCGUGGAACAUCCUGAGCAUGUACAUCUUCGUGAGCAUGUUUAUCUCACUUAUCUUCGAAAGCUUCAGUUAUGUCUUUCAACGCUCCGGAGGUUCUUCGGUAGUUUCUAGACCAGAAAUAAGAAAGUUUAAACAAGCAUGGCAACAGUUCGAUCCCGACGGAACCGGGUAUAUUUCGAAGGAGAACUUUCCGAGGUUGCUGGGGACGCUAACCGGCAUCUUUGCCAUGAGAGUUUAUGAAGAACCGUUCACAGUGCCUGAUAUAUUGGAUGAUUGUAGAGUGGAUCCUCAAAGCCAUAGUAGCGGCACAACUCGCGGGAUCAUAGAGGGUGUUGACUUGGAAGCAUUGAAUAGACGCGUUGCGAUGAUCCCCAUUCAUAAGAUCCGGAGACAACGCCAUAUCUAUACUCUAUUCUACGAAGAGUGUCUAGUGUCGGCUGAUAAAGAAUAUGGGGUGUCCUUCACAUCUGUUUUGCUUAUACUCGCGCACUAUAAAAUUAUUAAUGACAAUAGGAGCUUGAGAUUGGAGGAAUACCUUCGUCGCCGCUAUCGAUUGCAAAGAGUAGAAGAGCAGGUGCAGCGGAAUAUUGUUACAAAUUUCUUCUUAUCUCUAUACUGGAAUAAGAGGUUCAAGGAUCGACAUAGGGCCCACUCCGGUGCGCCGCAGGUUCCUCAGAUAUUUGUCGACGACGUGAGUUCCAGUAGGCCAAACACCGGCCCAAACGUGCCACAGAUACUGGUGGACGGUGGAGAGGCGUCAUUAAGCACCAGUUCCACAUCAGCACAGCUUCACGAGGGACCAGUGACCCCAAAAAGGCAAGCGCCACCUCCGUUGGACUUGGACUACCAUGUGGGCAAUAGCCGAUCUCCUGAGACAUUCGGGAUCUCGAGUACACCACAGAUUGGUGAUUCUGAUCCCUUCGCGUCGCCUUUCUCUGCGGAGGAGUCUCCUUCUGUAUUGCGACAGAGGCUUGGAAGAGGAAGGUCUCCAGACGUUUCUCCUUCUCUCACGCCGAAUGAGAGCCCGAACAUGAGCCCGAACGGGAGUCCUGUAGGGAGCCCUCGACUUAGUCCUAUUGCAACUACAAGCGGGUGGAUUAGUCGAGCAGGGAGCGUUUCGGUAGGUGGUGGAUCACCAUCAAGAAGCAGAGCGGACAGCGAUGUUGUACCCCAAAACGUUCUGGAAGUUCUAGGAAGUUCGGAAUGGGGAGAUCAGAUCCGUUCAUACAUAGGGAGGUCUGGGGACCAAUCGUCCACUCGCUCGAGCCAGGGGGGCAACGCGGGCCCCCGCUAA
Tuber melanosporum (Perigord truffle) is the source of this 6564-nucleotide messenger RNA. RefSeq lists its product as uncharacterized. Gene Ontology annotation, biological process: calcium ion import across plasma membrane. The coding region runs from base 1 to 6564 and encodes 2187 amino acids. The record is from RefSeq and is a predicted model, not a curated record. The transcript is spliced from 18 exons. Gene Ontology annotation, molecular function: calcium ion binding; high voltage-gated calcium channel activity. Gene Ontology annotation, cellular component: voltage-gated calcium channel complex; membrane. NCBI's taxonomy places the organism in Eukaryota, Fungi, Ascomycota, Pezizomycetes, Pezizales, Tuberaceae.